Molecule: messenger RNA, 1691 nt
Organism: Gossypium raimondii (Peruvian cotton)
Lineage: Eukaryota; Viridiplantae; Streptophyta; Magnoliopsida; Malvales; Malvaceae
Exons: 11
Coding region: 272-1402 (376 amino acids)
Biological process (GO): transmembrane transport
Cellular component (GO): membrane
Molecular function (GO): transmembrane transporter activity
Source: RefSeq, a predicted model, not a curated record
GUGAAUGGUGAUAGACUUCAAGAUGAAUUUGGGAACUCAUUAGAGCCAUUGCUUCAUUGCUAGUUUUCACUUUCAAAGCUAACUUUUGAGUCAUUUCACUACCUAAACUGAAAACCAUUAGUGGGUAUCUUACGUUUUGGACAAUUUGGGUGCCUUUGGCAGCUUUUAAUGGAGUUUCUGCCAAUGGGGUUUUUGAGUCUGUUGGUUAAAUUUUUUUCCCCCAACAUUUUGGUGAUUACUCUUCGGUUUUGAGUGUUUUGAGAGAGGAAAAAUGAUGAGUUUAAAGCAGUUUUGGACAAAGAAGACUUUGGUUGGGCUUGGCUUGGGGCAAUUUCUAUCUCUUCUUAUCACUUCUACUGGUUUCUCUUCAUCUGAACUUUCUAACAGAGGAAUCAAUGCUCCAACAUCUCAAUCUUUUCUAAAUUAUGCACUCUUGACUGUCGUCUAUGGAAGUGUUAUGCUUUACAAGAGGCAAGCACUUAAGGCUAAAUGGUAUUAUUAUGUUGUUCUUGGAUUAGUAGAUGUAGAGGCCAAUUAUCUUGUGGUGAAGGCAUACCAGUACACAUCUAUAACGAGUGUAAUGCUGCUUGACUGUUGGUCUAUCCCAUCAGUCAUGCUUCUUACCUUUAUUUUCUUGAAAACAAAGUACAGAUUCAGAAAGAUAGCUGGUGUAAUUGUAUGUGUUGCUGGUCUUGUGAUGGUUAUUUUUUCAGAUGUUCAUGCAGGUGACCGAUCAGGAGGCCGUGACCCUCGCAAAGGAGAUUUACUCGUUAUCGCUGGGGCAACACUCUAUGCCAUUAGUAAUGUCAGCGAGGAGUUUCUUGUGAAGAAUGCGAAUAGAGUUGAACUCAUGUCAUUCUUGGGCCUCUUUGGUGCCAUUAUCAGUGCAAUACAAAUAAGCAUAAUCGAACGCAAUGAACUCAAAUCUAUUCACUGGACGGCUGGUGCUGCAUUUCCAUUUUUCGGAUUUUCAUUGGCCAUGUUUUUGUUUUACUCAUUUGUCCCGGUGUUACUUAAGAUGAGCGGUUCCACAAUGCUCAAUCUCUCUUUGCUGACCUCAGACAUGUGGGCUGUCAUAAUCCGCAUUUUUGCUUACCAUGAAAAGGUUGAUUGGAUGUACUUUUUAGCCUUUGCUGCAGUAGCUGUUGGACUUGUUAUUUAUUCCGGGGGUGACAAGGAAGAGGAUCAGCAUCAAUGCAUAGCCGGUGUUGGUGACGAAGAUGCUGGAAGAAGCAAGUAUUUUGAUGACGAGGCUGAUUUUGAUAACAUCAAUCGAGGAGCUAUAGCCGGAAGCUCAAAAACCGGGGAUACUAGCAAGCAUGACUGUAUCACUAGUGGCGAAAGAAGUGAAACUAUUGAAAACAAGAACAUCGGAAAAGACGUGCAAGGGAAGAAGUCAUGAUAUAUUAGAUUGUCACCCGAACUCUUCAUUUUCUUAAGACUAUUUAUGUUUAAACAUUUUUUGUUCAACAUACCAAUGGCAUAGAUAACACCCUAUGUCAAAUGCAUAUCAUAUCCGGCACUCAGUUCGGAUAACAUAGAUUACGCCCUCUAGAAUCGGGAAGCUAUCUACUAUAGGACAUGUAUGUAAAAAGGAUCAGGGAGACACGGCAGCAUCAAUUUUGGGUUGACUUUUUCAUUCAAAAUGUUUGAAUAACGAGCAGUUUGGGGGCAUUGCUCCUUCAGUUUUA